GGGCAACCAAUAACCAAACUUUUGGUGAUUUGCAGCCUAUUCGAGAUUCGAGCCAGAGAGAAGGAGCCCUUCAAUGCCCUUCAUCAGCUUCAUCUCUCCAGCUCCUCCUCUACUUGCCGACAAUCAAUUAUACGUCUCGCCACCUCGCCAGUCGCCAGGCACAAUUGUUCGCCAAUAGGACCAUUACUGUAAUGACAUAAGCAUCCAGAAUGCCGCAUCAAGCAUGAAGCUUUUCAAGCUGAUAGUGCAUCAAAAGAACUUCAGCGGGGAGGACCUGAUCAUCAACCCGAAGGAUUAUCCCGGCAUAAAGACCGGCGAUGUCGUUGAGAUUUACCAUCCCGACGAUGAGUUCAGCCGCCUGCUGUUACAAGUCACCUCCUUCAAGGAGGACCUACAGGGUCGCGAGACCAUCAGCGUGGAGAAUAACGUAGCGUCGAUGUUUCAGCUGCGAACGUUCGCCGAUGUAUACAUGAACAUAGUAAACCCGGACGACGUGGCCCUAGAUUCCAUAGAAUUGACGUUUAAGGAUCAGUAUAUGGGACGCAGUGAAAUGUGGCGUUUGAAGAACAGCUUGGUAAACACUUGCGUGUACAUCAAUAAGAAGAUAGAGUUUUGCAGCGGUAGUAUACGUUGUCAAGUGUACGAGAUGUGGUCACAGGGCGAUCGUGUUGCCUGCGGCGUCAUAACUGAUGACACUAAAGUAGUGUUUCGAUCUUCUACAAGUAUGGUAUACUUGUUCAUUCAAAUGAGCUCUGAAAUGUGGGAUUUUGAUAUACACGGAGAUCUUUACUUUGAGAAGGCAGUUAAUGGAUUCUUAGCGGACCUAUUUCAAAAGUGGAAAAAGAAUAGCAGCAAUCAUGAAGUUACUAUAGUACUGUUCUCGAGAACUUUCUACAAUGCGACCAGUUUGGAGGAAUUUCCAAAUCAUAUGAGGGAGUGUUUGCAGCACGAUUACAGAGGGAGAUUUUAUGAAGAUUUUUACAGAGUUGCGGUACAGAAUGAAAGAUUUGAGGAUUGGAGUAAUAUAUUGGUGCAACUGCGCAAAUUGUUUACUGAUUAUCAAAAAAUUGUCUUGGAAUAUCACCAGAAGCCAGGUGUUAAUAUGCCUAAGGCGGUAAAUUCCACUGCUGCGCAAGGCAACUUUUUGGAAGUGUUGAAUAUGUCUUUAAACGUUUUUGAAAAACACUACUUGGAUCGCAGCUUUGACAGGACUGGUCAGUUAUCUGUAGUCAUUACACCUGGAGUUGGAGUCUUUGAGGUUGACAGAGAGCUGACAAAUGUGACAAAGCAGAGAAUCAUCGACAACGGUGUAGGAAGUGAUUUAGUAUGCGUUGGGGAACAGCCACUUCAUGCAGUUCCGUUAUUGAAGUUUCACAACAAAGAUUCCUCUAUAAAUGCACCAGAUGACUAUAGCAUGCCUCACUGGAUAAAUCUCAGUUUCUAUUCCACGAACAAAAAGAUUCCCUAUUCCACAUUUAUUCCACGAAUAAAGCUGCCGCAGAAGGUGUCGAAACAUCUGACGGAUAAUGAAAAAUUACAUUGCAAAACUAGACUUUUGCAAGAAGAUCCAAGAGAAUGUUUACAUAAUACGUUAUUCGAUUAUGAUGCUUAUGAUGCACAAGUGUUCCAACUACCAACAGUUCAUACUUCAAGUGUACAAAGGAUAAAUACGAGGAGAAAAAAGACGAGCGUGGUGUGCCUUGAAACUCAUAAUAAUGGCCAUUUGUUAAAGCUUUUGAAACGUAAAAUGUCGGAUCCUGAUAUACAUCAUCCACCACCUGAAACACAUUCACCGUCAUUACGGAGUGCUGCAAUAACGAUACCGCACAAAACAGAUGACGAUAACACUGAAUCUAAUGAAGAUAAAACUGGUGUAUCCAGAACGCCGGUGAAAAACGACUUAACAGACUCCGAGAUAUCUCCGCCGUUUAGACCUAUUGUUGGUAGCGCUGGUAGUCCAACGAACUCAAUUUCUCAACCGACGAAUAUACUUAGGCCUGGUAGGGCAUUAAUCAAUCCUUUCGAUCCGUCACAUGUUACCAUUAAACUUACCAGCAACAGACGACGGUGGACUCACAUCUUUCCAAAAGGGCCUACAGGAGUUCUAAUACAGCAACAUCACUAUCAAGCUAUUCCAAUGCAAACAUUGGAGUCACAAAGUGAGACUACAUUAGCCACUAUAGGUGGACCCUCGAUGGAAGUUGGGGCAAGCAAUUCAAAUCAGAUUUCAAGAUCGGCAUCUCAAAUAGGAUUCCAAGACACAAAAGGAAAGUUACUGCGACCUAAUCCUUCUGUAACUAAUGGAGAUAAAGCUGCAAAUCCUUCAGCUAUGGUGAAUAAGAGUCUUACUCUCUUGUGGGGUGCUACUGGUGAGCAGGAAUGGACGCCUGCUUUAACAACAGCCAUCAUAGGGGUUGACUGGAAAUCUUUAACAAUCCCUGCAUGCCUGCCCAUCACUACUGAUUACUUCCCAGACAAGCGGAGCUUACAAAACGAUUACGUCGUGUCGGACUACAAUCUUCUCCCGGACGACGUUAACGCGGAUUUUGCCCAACAGCGAGCGAUAUACAAGAAACCGCUCACAACUGUGGAAGUGUUUAAAGAGCUGGUCUCGCAGCGCUUGGCCCAAGGUUUCCAGCUAAUUAUUUUACCGUCACUUAACAAGAAUCAGAGCAACGCCACUGGCAGCAAUCCCGUUCCCGCAAUUAGUACGGUAAUACGCGGCAGACAGACUGAGUCCGAGCCUAAAGAGGAAUAUUUGCUUAGCAUUGGAAGAAUUUUUCACAAAAUAUCACUGUUCGAUAAUUCUAUAACAGUUACGAGAUACCGUCCACGGCAUCCUUACCCACCCUUCAAUAUUCACUAUCAAUAUCGAUUUCAUGCUCCGCAUCACGACACGUACGAAGUUUCGCGGGUGUCUUUCACCACAGAGAAACUCGAGACCUAUAAUUGGAAUUAUCUAGACCAUUACAUUUGCACACGGGGCCACACUGAUUUUGCUUUAGUGGAAGAUCUUAAAUAUGUUUUCUUUCAGGCUCUCAAAUAUUGGAGGUUUCGAGUAUUUCUAUUACCAUAUAAUAAUCCUGCGACCCGCAGAAUUUUAGAAGGUUCCCCAAGAUGCGACAUAUACACUCCGCUCAGUAAUGCUGAACAGGCAUCAUUAAUGGACGGCUUCCUGCGUUUUAUCGAGGGGUGGUUGAACAAAAUACGACGGCCAAAUCCCAACAAAAACUGGAGCCCCACAGCUCUAGGUGGUGUCCCUCCAAGAGAUCCUGCCUCUCAUUUGACCAGACGCAGGCACAGCACGAGCCUGAUAUUCCUCACUAACCAGACCAAUCUAGUCGGCAGCUCUCCUUUCAGGGAGCGACUCGGGAGCAACCGCCUGCCAGAGAAACCGAGACCAAGAUCCGGUUCCAAAGUGAUGGACAGAGGACGUGUGUCGCCUGCCAGUGAAGCCGUUUUGCCGUUGUCGCUCGAGCAACAGCAGCAGGAUCAUUUCGACGCUAACGACGACAGUGCAAAUCAGGAGCUGACCAAGAUAAAAAGCAAUGCGACGAAUGUGGAAAUUUUGGAGGCCAUGAAACAUCCUCAAACUGGUGUUGGCUUCUUAACACAACAUCCCUCGCUGCCCAGCCAAACGUUUGUUAGCGCCGAUGCGAUCCAGUGGUUGAACAACCACAUAGAAGGCGGCAUGGGGAUCGAACAGGGUAUUAAUAUCAUGAAGGGAAUGAUUCAAGACAAAUUGAUAUGCCAUGCGUCCGGCGAUUUCUCGCAACCAUUUGUGCUGGGAUUUUAUUUGUAUCAUAUCGUGCAGGAUGAAAAUCAAAAAGCCGCAGACUAUUCCGCGCCGCUUGGGAAUCUGCAAAGUUUCGAGAACGAGUGGGUGGAGGUAGAAAUGAGACCGCCGAAAGGAUGGUGUGAACCAACGUCUUCGACAACAGUGUCGACAGUACCUGCCAUAACAAUACCUUGCGACACUAUUGACGAAUCCAACGUUCCACCUUUUCUGAGAGACGACAUCGAUUUAACCGAACCGAUGGAUGAUAGAAAUUGGACAGUGCCAUUGUAUAAACAUACUCAUCUUGAUAUCGACAUCAAUAAUAAAAGUGACAGGAUCGAAUGGGGUCACUUGAGAUACCAGUCCAUUUACAAAGUAGAUAAUUCUUAUGAACUCGUAGUACAAUGGGUUGCGUCAUCUGGGAGCAUAGUGGCUGAUCUGAUAUUCGUUUGGCAACGCAAGGCUCAAAUGUGCGGGAUACAGAUGAUACCGAUUCCUAGCGAUCUGUUAGCGCUACCAUAUGUCUUGAAGAGCGAUCCUCUCAGAGGUCCUAUUUUCAUACCUCUCGAUACAGAAUGUUUAAUGGCAAAUAAGCGGCAUCUCUUUGAAGAAUUCCGUGAAGAUACCUACGCACAAAGGUUGUUUUUAUUCCAAGAAGCAAUUCUACAGAGAUUCGGCUUCAUGCCGUGCUUAGUCGAGAAUACCGAAAAUGACCGUCAGUACGUUCACAUCACUGGUAACGCAUUUAUAUUAGUGCCAUCCACCACGAAUACUCGGCCACGUCCACGAACCGGUACGAACGUCGUACGGCGAAAUACAGGACAGAAAAGAUACCCAGUUCAUUCGGACCAGUCUAGUCCGCACGAAGCAUACAUUACCAGACAUGUUGGGGGAAAGAAGGACGAUCAUAGCACAGAUAGGAAAAUGGGCUUUUUGUGGUCCUGGAAUCAUAUGAUCAGCCGCAAGUGGAAAUUAUUAUCUCUCUCGGCGGGCGACGAAGUUUUCCAGAAAAAAAUCAUACAGGAUUUUCGACAUUUUUGUUCCAAUGGAGAUAAUAGACUUAAAGAGUUUUGGGAAUCUUGUUGGGAGUUAAAGGAAAAAACUUGUACAAAAGCAAAGUAGCAAGAUGUUUUUUAACGUUUUUUAAAACAUCUUUUGUCUAAAGAUUUAUUAAGUUAUCAUCGAUCAUUUAUGUAAAUUUCGUCAAAUCAUCAUUCGACUGUUAAUCUCAAUUUAUCAAAAAUACGAUAUAGCAAAUAGUAAUGUUUUUAAGGUAUAUUUGAUAGCCAUUGUAAGCAGGAUGAAAGUAUAUAAAUUGUACAAUAUGAUUAUGUAAUACUAUAAUAUGAAUUGUACAAUAUUAUACAAUAUUAUUUAAGCUAAUGCUAUACUAUGAACGAUUCGUGAUUUGAAAUUCGCAUUUCGCUAUGAGAUUCGUAAGUAAUAUGAAUAAGCAGAUUCGUCUAGUUUCCAUUCAUUGUUUAUUACUCAUGCCAGCUGAGCAAUUUUUUGACAAAAUCAAAGGGCGCAAAUUACCACGAAUCAGUCAAUUUAUAUUGCUCGUACAUAGAACUACUAUGCUAUACAAAUAAUGAAUCACGAGGUGCGAAUCAUGAAUCGCAUGGUCUGCGUUAGCUUUACGAUUCAGCGAAGCAAUGCAGAUCAGGACACGUAUUAUGAAACUUUUUGGAAUAGAUUCCAAUCGAAAUUGUAGUUAUUUUUUAGAUUUAUAACGUGUUUUCUAGAGAAAACGGAUAAUUCUGUUAAUUAAUAAUUCGGAAUAUCGGAACCAUUUAGUUAAUUCCUAGAUUUCUGUUAUGUCUUUUAGGGAAAACGAAAUAAUCUCGCGAAUCCAUUCCGAAAAGUUCCAUAAUACGUGCCCUGAACCAGUUAUUGUCAUUCAAGAGUGAGAAAAAGUAGGAUAUUUUUAAGACUGUGUAUGACUGGAAAAAGAAGAAAGAACCUGAAGCAGCUGAGAAUUAAA
Messenger RNA from Temnothorax curvispinosus, 5762 nucleotides. It is a transcript of the gene Iml1, whose product is annotated as GATOR complex protein DEPDC5. Gene Ontology annotation, molecular function: GTPase activator activity. The transcript has 25 exons. Gene Ontology annotation, biological process: positive regulation of autophagy; negative regulation of TORC1 signaling; cellular response to amino acid starvation. NCBI's taxonomy places the organism in Eukaryota, Metazoa, Arthropoda, Insecta, Hymenoptera, Formicidae. Gene Ontology annotation, cellular component: GATOR1 complex; lysosomal membrane. The record is from RefSeq and is a predicted model, not a curated record. The coding region runs from base 224 to 4900 and encodes 1558 amino acids.